Messenger RNA from Nematocida parisii ERTm1, 756 nucleotides. RefSeq lists its product as uncharacterized. The transcript has a single exon. The record is from RefSeq and is a predicted model, not a curated record. Lineage: Eukaryota; Fungi; Microsporidia. Bases 1 to 756 code for a protein of 251 amino acids.
AUGCACUACACCGGAGCUCUUAUUGCUGUAGAUACAAACAUUCUUAUGGGGAAGCUACAAAUAAUCCGGCACUUGUCCUUCUUAAUAGAGGAUGUGAACAUUAGCUUUUUUAUACCGUGCACUGUAAUAAGAGAAUUAGACGCACUAAAAGUACACAAUCCCAGUGCAAGAGCAGCAAUCCUCUUUCUAGAACAGGAAAAUGCCCGAGAAAACUGCAAAAUAUUUAUAGAACCUGCGAUUAUAGAGAAGGGAGACACAAACGAUGAUUCAAUAGUCAUUUCAUGCAAAAACAAUAAAAUACUCCUUUUACUAUCCGAUGACACGGCCCUCCGCCUAAAAGCGAACAACGCCAAUUUUGGCAUGCAUUCCAUGUCAGUAGAGAAUAAAACUGCCAGUGCACUGUACACGGAAAUUAUAAACUUCUUCCAAAUCUCGUUUAUGGAGUGUGAGAUGAAAGAUGACCAUGUAGGCACUAUAAAGAAGAACACUGCCUGUGUGGCCUCUGCUGUAUACUAUAAGAAAGUACUUCCCAUUAUGAAGAGAGAGUUAGGAGAGGAUAUGCUACAGUUUUAUCUUCCACCUGGUUUAGACCAGUCUUUAUCCUCUCUUCUGAAGUAUGUUGCAAAGAACCACCAUUUAUUCACGGGGUACCUGUCUAAGUCUUCAAUAUCGAUUAUUUCACAAUUCGCCAGUAAGAAAGUGGAUGAGGACGAUUUAAGAACCAUUCUGGAUAUUUUCAGUGUUUCAUUCCCGUGA